Acanthamoeba castellanii str. Neff is the source of this 2046-nucleotide messenger RNA. Its product is annotated as RFX DNAbinding domain containing protein. Gene Ontology annotation, molecular function: DNA-binding transcription factor activity, RNA polymerase II-specific; RNA polymerase II cis-regulatory region sequence-specific DNA binding. The record is from RefSeq and is a predicted model, not a curated record. The transcript has 11 exons. Gene Ontology annotation, biological process: regulation of transcription by RNA polymerase II. NCBI's taxonomy places the organism in Eukaryota, Discosea, Longamoebia, Acanthamoebidae. The coding region runs from base 1 to 2046 and encodes 681 amino acids.
AUGAGCAGCAGGGUGGAGAGCGACCCAGCAAGCUCCAUGGAGGGCUGCAAGCGGUCCGCGCUGGUCCGUAAGGAUGUCGCUGUGGCCCACGUCUCGACAUGGAGUGUUCUGGUGGAAAAGGAGGGGCACUCCGUCCCGCGCCAGGAUAUCUUCGACGCCUACUUGCAGGAGUGCAAGGCCCACCAGCUCGAGACCACCAACCAGGCCGCCUUUGGCAAGCUCUUCAAGAGAGUGUUUCCAUCGGCGGGCGCCAGGCGCUUGGGCCAGCGCCGACAGAACAAGAUGCACUACCGCAACAUCGAGUGGCGAGACAGGGUCGACCCCGAGGAGCUCAGCGCCAUCGAGGCGGCGCGCAGCAAGCGCGAGGAGCGAUCGCGCCGGCUCGCCACCGCCCAGCAGGCCGAGCGGCUGGUCUGGGUCCGCGAAGAUGAUCGAGAUAACCAGCAAGAAGAGGCAACAGCAGCAACAGAGCUCGGGCCAACCGAGGCCGUCUUCGCUGCUGCCGUUGGCGUCGCCCGCUGGACAGUCGACGUCAUCGUCGCCUUCUCUCCCUUCGUCAGCGUCGGCACGCAUAGCGUCGACGACGACCAUGAUGUCGACACCAAGCGCGCCCGUUCGGACCAGGACGAGGAAACGGGCGAGAGGCCGAACAGCAGCAGCACGUCGUCGGUAAGCGUAAAGCUCGAACGACGACACACGGAUGAGGUGGAGGUGGAAUUCGAGAUACGUCAGGCCAGCGAGAGAAAGAGACGAAGAAACGAACGGCAUCGCGAAAGCGAAGACGAAGAGGGGUUCACGGUGCUGUCGCGGGAAUGUGAUUCGCGGCGAGUGCUGCGUAGCCCGGCCGACUACUAUCGGAUGGUCACGAGAGACGCGUGGGCUCCUGGUGCUCACAUGACCCUUGUACAGGUGGCGGGAGAGUGCAGUGCGCUCUAUCGGCGCGAGUUGUGGAAUAUUGCGCCGAUCAACCCGCUGUGCCUCGAGGACACUUCUCUGAGCUGGCUGCUUACCACCACCGAGGGUAGCCAGGAUGUCAGCGCGCACGCUCUCUCUUCCUACAUCAUGCUCACCCAAUCGAGCUUCAUCUGCGGCUACAUCGACGCAUCGAGGGAAUUCUUCCACCGGGCGUAUCUGCAGCUGGAGGCGCUGUCUGUGGAACCGGACUAUGACAUCGCCGCGGCGUUGCUACCCCUCUCGUGGUGGUGCCGAUUCUACUCCGCCAACGAAGCCGAGGGCCACCAGAAGGAGGUCUACUGCGUGACUGUGGGCGCCAAGAUAUGCGAGUCCGUCGGGGCCAUCAACGACGCCACCUACAGCGGGCUGAUAAACAUGCAGGCCCUGCACGAGAUGAAGAACAUCACCAAAUGGCUGGCAGAAACGAAGAAGAGGCCGCCCUUCCAGAAGGAAUGGAAGACCAGCAGAAUACCACGGCAGUCCACGGGCGAGCUGCACCAGCGAAUGUGUCACAUCUAUGGCAUCCUCCUGCAGCAAUUCAGCUUCUGCAUGGGCCGCGAGGGCACGGCCGAGGAGCGCAAGGAAAGUGCGCGCAUACUCGAGUGCGACCUGCUCCCACAGGCGCAGGAUCUGUUGAGAGCCCUGCAUCGCUACCGGCAUAGCCAAGACGAGGCCCCGGCGAUACAGACUCACCACCUGAUCCGUGCCUACGUGCUGGGCAUCCGCACGCUCAUCUACGUGUGCCUCCAGUCGCCCAAACAAAACGAUUCGGCCAAAGAGCUGGUGCUGCACCUGGUGAGCACGAACUCGCCAAUCAUGGUGAUCGCCAUGCACGAGCUAUGCUCGAACAACUUCGUCAUCUUCAAGAGCACCAUCAACAUCCUGGCCCGAUGUCGCGAGGUCCGGCUCCUGCAGCUCUUUCGCGACAAGCUGGUGCCCUACGCCACGCAGUUCUACUGGGUGGGCACAAUCCACGCCUUCGUCGUCGAUGCCAUCAUGUUCAACAUCUCAUCGUCGUCGUGGCCUUCAGCCUUCCCGCCUCACCCCGCCCCACCACCAACCACACUCCCUCCCGCCUAUCCACAGCCAUGA